AUGGCGUGGGCGCGCUGGGGACAGGCGCUGCACCGCUCGAUGGCGGCGCUGCGCAACGAGACGGCGCGCAUUAUGCGUAUGGAAGUUACGUCUGAGCGCGCCGAGGGGGCGCAGCUGCUGUACCGCAUCGCGACGCCCCAGGAUGCGGCGCAGGUCGCCACCGGCUCCGACUCGGACAUUGGCGGGCUGUCGCGGUGCCAGUUCUCGCUCGAGAGCGAGGCACGGGACGACGGCGCGCCACGAACGUUUGGGCGCUUCUACGGCACGAUUAGCUCGCAGAUUCCGCGCGGCUCGCGACUGGAGCGCAGUGGGUACGCGGCGUUCCGCAAUGUCAAGCGGCCGCGGCUGUUCAGCGUCGAGGGAUGGGACACGACGAUGCACCCGUAUCUUGCGGUCAAGGUGCGCAACCGGCUGGCACGCGCGGCCGAGCCUGGCGCCGGCGCUGGCGCCGGCAGCGGCGCAGGUGCCGGCGCAGGCGCGUCGCUGCGUGCGGCGCUGCAGACCCAGGACGGCACAGGCAGCACGCUGGCGCGGGCCGUCGAGGCGCUGGGGUGCCAUGCGGAUGGCACGGCGACCGCCGCGCCGCCGCUGCUGUAUGUGAAUGUGCAGACGGACGGGCCGGUGACGACCGACCUGUACCAGCACCGCCUGCAGCUCGACGAGCGUGUCGGCCCUGACGAGUGGCAGACGAUCACGAUCCCGCUCGAUGCAUUUGUGCUGACCAACACGGGCGUGGUCUCGGACGUGCAGGUGUCGAUGCUGCGGGAAAAGGUGCUCACGGUCGGCCUCAGUGUGCUUAUGGAGCCGCCGCAGCUGCCGGCAGGCGCAGCGCCGGCGCCCGCGGAGCCGGCGGUGCGACGCACCGCCGGUGCGGGGGCACAAGCGGCAUGCCUCGCUCCCCUUUGA
Messenger RNA from Malassezia sympodialis ATCC 42132, 906 nucleotides. RefSeq lists its product as uncharacterized. The record is from RefSeq and is a predicted model, not a curated record. The transcript has 2 exons. Gene Ontology annotation, cellular component: mitochondrion. NCBI's taxonomy places the organism in Eukaryota, Fungi, Basidiomycota, Malasseziomycetes, Malasseziales, Malasseziaceae. Bases 1 to 906 code for a protein of 301 amino acids. Gene Ontology annotation, biological process: mitochondrial electron transport, NADH to ubiquinone; NADH dehydrogenase complex assembly.